AUGAACCCUGCCCGCUCCCCCGCGCCCAUUGCGGGCAAGCAAUGGAGAAUCAGGUCAAGUUAUUGGGCUCAGUCCAGCAAUGUGCAAAUGUCGCCCGUGAAGGGGACGGCUGACUACAGGGUAGCAGGCGGGGUGAAGCGCCAGGCAGAGGCAGCACAGGAGCAGCACCAGAAGCAGGCUACACGCGCUAUUGAAGCUCAAGAGGCACCACCAGCUGCGCCUGCAAACAAGCCUGUGGGCAAGCGUGGCAGCAGGAAGGGAAAGCACGAGCAGCGUGGCGCCGCCCCCGGCCGCGCCACUUUCGGUGCAGCCCCUUUGCAUGCCAGUCAGCUGCAGCCGUGUCCAUGUCCUCACCUGGCUGGAUCACAUCCCAUCACAUCCCACACACCACUUCCCAGUGCGGCGGGGACGCCUGGCGCCACCCCGGUGCGCCAGUUACAGUGCAGUCGUGUGAAUCCCGUGGCCCAGAUGCAGUUCAUGGAAAGCCGGUCUCCCGUGCAACUUCUAGCUGCCAGCCGUACAGCUACCCGACUCAUGCCAACGACCCGUGUGUGUGGCCCCUGGCUUGGCAGCUUCCCAGCCGGCCCACCGUACAACUACCAGCUCCCAGCCGCGGCAGCUACCGACACCCAACCGCAGCUCCAGUACGGCUGA
Messenger RNA from Volvox carteri f. nagariensis, 654 nucleotides. RefSeq lists its product as uncharacterized. The transcript has 7 exons. Bases 1 to 654 code for a protein of 217 amino acids. Lineage: Eukaryota; Viridiplantae; Chlorophyta; Chlorophyceae; Chlamydomonadales; Volvocaceae. The record is from RefSeq and is a predicted model, not a curated record.